AUGCUUCAGGAACGAUCUGAGUUGAUGAGCACGGUGAUGAAUAAUACACCCACAACAGUCGCCGCAUUGGCUGCGGUUGCUGCAGCCUCUGAAACAAAUGGAAAGCUGGAGUCCGAGGAACUACCUGAAAUCACUAUUCCUAAGCCAAGAAGUAGUGCACAAUUGGAGCAGUUACUGUACCGUUAUAGAGCCAUUCAAAACAAUCCCAAGGAAAAUAAGUUAGAAAUUAAGGCAAUAGAGGACACUUUUAGGACUAUAUCACGUGAUCAGGAUAUUUACGAAACAAAGCUAGACACUUUGAGAAAGAGUAUAGAUGAAGGAUUUGACUAUGAUGAAGAGUUAUUAAACAAACACUUAGUUGCAUUACAGCUACUGGAGAAGGACACAGAUGUUCCUGAUUACUUCUUAGACUUACCAAACAUCGACAACGAUAAAACUACAGUGAAGGAAGUUGACUCCUUUGGAAAGAAACCAGUAAAAAUUUCGACCGAUUUCAAUGCGAAGGCCAAAAGUUUAGGUUUAGAAUUAAAGUUUUUUAACGCUACGAAGACUGCACUGGGCGAUCCAGAAACCGAAAUAAGGAUUUCUGCACGUAUAUCCAACAGAAUCAACGAGCUAGAAAGAUUACCUGCCAAUUUGGGCACAUACUCACUAGAUGAUUGCUUGGAGUUUAUAACAAAAGAUGACUUAUCAUCCAGAAUGGAUACUUUCAAAAUCAAAGCUCUUUUGGAAUUGAAAAGUUUAAAGCUACUAACAAAGCAAAAAUCAAUUAGGCAAAAGCUAAUCAACAAUGUUGCCAGCCAGGCACACCACAAUGUUCCAUAUUUGCGUGAUUCUCCUUUUACUGCAGCUGCGCAAAGAUCCGUUCAGAUUAGAAGUAAAGUGAUUGUCCCACAAACUGUUCGCUUGGCAGAAGAAUUAGAAAGACAACAGUUAUUGGAAAAGAGAAAAAAGGAACGUAAUUUGCAUUUACAGAAAAUAAACAACAUCAUUGAUUUCAUCAAAGAAAGGCAGUCGGAGCAAUGGUCCCGCCAAGAACGUUGCUUCCAAUUCGGUAGAUUAGGCGCUUCAUUACACAACCAAAUGGAGAAGGAUGAACAGAAAAGAAUAGAAAGAACCGCUAAGCAGCGUUUAGCUGCUCUGAAAUCUAACGAUGAGGAAGCUUAUUUAAAGCUUUUAGAUCAAACUAAGGAUACUAGAAUUACACAGUUAUUAAGGCAAACUAAUUCCUUUUUGGAUUCUUUGUCGGAGGCUGUUAGAGCACAACAAAAUGAGGCAAAAAUACUUCAUGGUGAGGAGGUCCAACCGAUUACUGAUGAAGAAAGAGAAAAGACUGACUAUUACGAAGUCGCUCACAGAAUUAAAGAGAAAAUCGAUAAACAACCUUCUAUUCUCGUUGGUGGUACUUUAAAAGAGUACCAAUUACGAGGUUUAGAAUGGAUGGUGUCAUUGUACAAUAAUCAUUUAAACGGUAUAUUAGCAGAUGAGAUGGGUUUAGGUAAAACUAUCCAAUCUAUUUCUCUAAUAACAUAUCUUUAUGAGGUUAAGAAGGACAUGGGACCUUUCCUAGUCAUUGUACCGCUAUCCACAAUAACUAAUUGGACAUUAGAAUUUGAAAAAUGGGCUCCGAGCUUGAACACCAUUAUAUACAAAGGUACCCCAAAUCAAAGACACUCUUUACAACAUCAGAUAAGGAUCGGAAAUUUUGAUGUCUUAUUAACAACGUAUGAAUAUAUUAUCAAAGACAAAUCCCUUUUAUCAAAGCAUGAUUGGGCUCACAUGAUUAUUGACGAAGGUCAUAGAAUGAAAAAUGCCCAAUCGAAACUAUCAUUCACAAUUUCCCAUUAUUACCGUACAAGAAACAGACUGAUUUUAACAGGUACUCCUUUGCAGAACAACCUACCAGAAUUAUGGGCCCUUUUGAACUUUGUUUUGCCUAAAAUUUUCAAUUCUGCCAAGACCUUUGAGGAUUGGUUUAAUACUCCAUUUGCUAACACUGGUACUCAAGAGAAACUAGAAUUAACGGAAGAAGAAACUUUGUUAAUUAUUAGAAGAUUACAUAAGGUGUUAAGGCCAUUUUUAUUGCGUCGUUUGAAGAAGGAAGUCGAAAAGGAUUUACCUGAUAAAGUAGAAAAAGUUAUCAAAUGUAAACUUUCUGGUUUGCAACAACAGUUGUAUCAACAAAUGUUAAAGCAUAACGCGCUAUUUGUUGGUGCAGGGACGGAGGGGGCCACUAAGGGAGGGAUUAAAGGUUUAAACAAUAAGAUUAUGCAAUUAAGAAAAAUCUGUAACCAUCCAUUCGUAUUUGACGAAGUGGAAGGUGUUGUAAACCCCUCAAGAGGUAACAGCGAUCUUCUUUACAGAGUAGCUGGUAAGUUUGAAUUACUCGAUAGAGUACUACCGAAAUUCAAAGCCUCGGGUCAUAGAGUGCUAAUGUUUUUCCAAAUGACUCAGGUUAUGGAUAUUAUGGAAGACUUUUUGAGAAUGAAAGAUUUGAAAUAUAUGAGAUUAGAUGGUAGCACCAAGACCGAAGAAAGAACAGAAAUGCUGAAUGCCUUCAAUGCCCCAAAUUCAGAUUAUUUUUGCUUUCUUUUGUCAACUAGAGCUGGUGGUUUGGGUUUGAAUUUACAGACUGCAGAUACGGUGAUUAUCUUUGAUACGGAUUGGAAUCCACACCAAGAUUUACAAGCCCAAGAUAGAGCUCACAGAAUUGGACAGAAGAAUGAGGUUAGGAUUUUAAGAUUAAUUACCACGGAUUCUGUGGAAGAAGUUAUUUUGGAAAGAGCCAUGCAGAAAUUGGAUAUUGACGGCAAAGUUAUUCAAGCAGGUAAGUUUGAUAACAAAUCAACUGCAGAGGAGCAAGAAGCUUUCCUGAGAAGAUUGAUCGAAAGUGAAACGAACAGAGACGACGAUGACAAGGCAGAGUUAGAUGACGAUGAAUUAAAUGAUACUUUGGCCAGGAGUGCCGAUGAAAAAUUGCUGUUUGAUGAAAUUGACAAGGAAAGGAUGAACCAAGAGAGAGCAGAUGCCAAAGCUCAAGGUCUCAGGGUUCCACCUCCAAGAUUGAUUCAAUUAGAUGAGCUUCCCAAAGUAUUUAGAGAAGACAUUGAAGAACACUUCAAGAAAGAGGAUUCUGAGCCAUUGGGAAGGAUCAGACAAAAGAAAAGAGUUUAUUAUGAUGAUGGUCUAACCGAAGAACAAUUUUUAGAGGCUGUGGAGGAUGACAAUAUGUCUUUAGAAGACGCUAUUAAAAAGAGACGUGAAGCACGUGAAAAGAGGAGAUUACGUCAAAACGGUACAAAGGAGAAUGAAAUAGAAACCCUGGAAAACACGCCUGAGGCAUCCGAAACUUCAUUGGCUGAAAAUAAUAGCUUCACGGCGGCUGUGGAUGAGGAAGUUGGUGCUGAUAAGGAAACUGCAGUUUCCAGGUCAAAACGCCGGAGUAAAAGGAAAAGGACCAUUACCGUUGUUACGGCAGAAGACAAAGACAUUGUUCAAGAAGAAGGUACUUUUCAAGAAAACGGGGGCGCUAAGGUAGAGGAGGAACUAAAAAGUAGCUCCGUUGAAAUUAUAAAUGGCCCAGAAUCCAAGAAAAAGAAACCCAAAUUAACUGUCAAGAUUAAAUUGAACAAGACAACUGUGUUGGAUAAUAAUGAUAGCAACGAAGCGGAGGAAAAGCCGGAAAGCAAAUCACCUGUGAAGAAGACUUCGGCCAAAAAAACCAAAACCAAGUCGCUUGGGAUUUUUCCCACGGUGGAAAAAUUGGUGGAAGAAAUGCGUGAACAGUUAGAUGAAGUAGAUUCCCAUCCAAGAACAUCCAUUUUUGAGAAACUUCCAUCAAGACGCGACUAUCCGGAUUAUUUCAAAGUAAUUGAAAAACCCAUGGCCAUUGAUAUCAUAUUAAAAAAUUCCAAGAAUGGCACAUACAAAACCUUGGACGACGUAAGACAAGCCUUGCAAACGAUGUUUGAAAACGCCAGAUUCUAUAACGAGGAGGGAUCCUGGGUUUACGUCGACGCCGACAAGUUAAAUGAGUUUACUGAUGAAUGGUUCAAAGAACACUCGUCGUAA
This is a messenger RNA of Saccharomyces paradoxus, 4071 nucleotides long. It is a transcript of the gene STH1, whose product is annotated as RSC chromatin remodeling complex ATPase subunit STH1. NCBI's taxonomy places the organism in Eukaryota, Fungi, Ascomycota, Saccharomycetes, Saccharomycetales, Saccharomycetaceae. The transcript has a single exon. The coding region runs from base 1 to 4071 and encodes 1356 amino acids. Gene Ontology annotation, biological process: positive regulation of transcription by RNA polymerase II. The record is from RefSeq and is a predicted model, not a curated record. Gene Ontology annotation, molecular function: ATP-dependent chromatin remodeler activity; histone binding; DNA binding. Gene Ontology annotation, cellular component: nucleus.